CGGAAGUGAAUGCUCGUUGCUCCUGUAUUUCUUGAAGUAAUCUUCUUAAAAGAAGGACACUUGGUUUAGUAAACGCUCGCACGUACAGAUUACGUUGAUCGGGUUGAGUACAGCAGCAGCCUGUCGGGUUCUCCGUGUCUGUAAUUGGGGAUUGACGAAGAUAAAAUGGAAGUCGAAUCAGAGUGUGAAAAGGGGAAUAGGUGAAAUGGAAGUAGUUUAUUCUGCUCAUCCAUUCAUUCAUUAACGAGGCAGUAACCUCCGGUUGUGUGGUGGGAAUCCCGCUGACGUUACAAACAGGUUGUUCUGCACAACUGGCAAAAUGAGGAUGAUCACCUUCUUCUUGGUUGGACUGACGGUCCACGUGGUCUUCUUUAUUUCUAUCUUCGACAUCUACUUCACCUCCCCCUUGGUCCACGGCAUGGCGCCCCAGACCACACCGCUGGCACCGCCCGCCUCCAGACUGGUGUUAUUGGUGGCCGACGGCCUCCGAGCUGACAGUCUCUUCACCUUACUCCCCAAUGGCUCAUCCAGGGCCCCGUACCUGAGGAGUGUGAUGGAAGAGACAGGCACCUGGGGUGUGUCACACACACGUGUACCAACUGAGUCUCGGCCUGGUCAUGUUGCUCUCAUCGCCGGCUUCUAUGAGGAUGUUAGUGCUGUUGCUAAAGGCUGGAAGGAGAAUCCUGUGGAGUUUGACUCUGUGUUUAAUGAGAGCAGACACACCUGGUGCUGGGGCAGCCCUGAUAUUCUGCCUAUGUUUGCCAAAGGUGCCAGUGGAGACCAUGUGGACACCUACACGUACCCAGCAGAGGAGGAGGACUUUGCCUCCACUGAUGCCUCCAGACUUGACAGCUGGGUGUUCACUCAAGUCAAAUCGUUCUUUCAGUCGGCAAAGUCGAACUCAAGUCUGAGGGCCAGCUUGCUCGAAGAUAAGAACAUCUUCUUCCUGCAUCUGCUGGGCAUCGACACAAACGGACACGCCCACAGACCAAUGUCGCAGGAGUACCUGGACAACAUUGGUUUAGUAGACACUGGUUUAGCUGAGUUGGUGUCCAUAGUGGAAGACUUCUUCGGUUAUGAUGGCAGAACAGCCUAUGUGUUCACCUCUGAUCAUGGAAUGACAAACUGGGGUUCUCACGGUGCAGGGCAUCCCUCUGAGACGCUCACCCCUUUAGUGGUGUGGGGAGCUGGAGUCCAUAGUGCUCUUAGAGUCACUGAACCCCAGCUGUAUGACGAUGGAUACCUACAAGAUUGGAAACUGGAGCACCUCCGUAGGGUCGAUGUCAGUCAGGCUGACAUUGCUCCCCUCAUGGCUUCUCUCAUCGGCGUGCCCAUUCCUGUCAACUCAGUUGGUGUCUUACCUCUUCUCUACCUGAACAACAGUGACCUGUUCAAAGCAGAGAGCAUGUACACUAAUGCUAUUCAAGUACUACAGCAGUUCAAGAUGAAAAUGACCCAGAAAAAGGAGACAACCUUGUCUUUUCUCUUCACCCCAUACCAACAACUGACUGAGUCAGAACAAGCAGAGUUCACCCACAAAGCCAGAAUACAGAUUCAGCUGGAGAAGUACGGAGAUGCUAUCUCUCUGUGCAAGUCCCUGAUCUCCCGCUCCUUGGAGGGCCUGGUGUACUACCAUACCUACGACAGGUUCUUCCUGGGUUGCAGUGUGGUGCUGGGAUUCGUAGGCUGGACCUCAUAUGUUGUCUUGGUCAUCCUUAAGACUCAUGCCAGCCUCCACAGACACCCCAGUCUCCUCAACCAGACUCCCAGCUAUACUCUGGAGAGGCUGUGUCUGUGUGUGACAGUAGUGAUCGCUGGGUUCCUGCUGAUCCAAAGGAGCCCAGUUACCUAUUAUAUCUACUGCCUGCUGCCUGUCCCUGUAUGGUACUCUGUCCUGAAAGAGUCUGGCACUCUGACAGAUUUGAUCAAGUCUGCACCUUCUCUUCCACUGUGGAAGUGUCUUGGUUAUUUUGUGCUGGUGGCAUUUGGAAUUGAGUUACUGGUGGUGAGUUUCUUCCAUCGCGCCAUGCUGACUGUGGGCCUGGCUGUCCUGUCUCUCUGGCCCUUCCUGUCAGGACUCUUUGGGAGGGCCAAGGUAACCAUGUCACAGAUUCUGGCUCCUAAGCCAUUUGCAAAAAUAAACUCUUUAUAUUCUGUUUGUCUGCUCAGUACUUGUGCAGGUUUGCUCACCCUCUUCACUUCAGCCUGUUUCCUCUGGUCAUUGCGACAGAGAACGCUGCUGAGCUUUGGUGACAGACAGCAGUUUGUUACCCAGAUGCUCCAUGUGGCAGUGUGUGCGUACGUGCCCUCCCUCACACACUCCAGCCUGCAGCAAAAACAGGGCCUGCCGCUUCUUAAUCAGAUCAUCAGCUGGACCACGUUAGGAUCGUCUAUACUGGUUCCAUUGUUGAGCUCUACUCGUCUUUUUCAUCGACUGCUCAGCAUCUUCCUCUCUCUCACGGCCACGUACCUGCUGCUCAGCACCGGGUCAGAGGCCUUGUUCCUCCCUAUGUUAUCUUGGUUGAUGUUUGUGUGGAUCAACAUUGAGCAGGAAGCCAUGCUUGCACAGGGUGUCUCUGGCAGGCAAGAGCUCUCCACUAUUGAUUUCUCUGCAAACAUUGACAUCGCCAAGAUCCGACAUCUAAAGUUAGAUGACAUCAGAAGAUCUUAUUUCUUUGUAUUUUUUAUAAUAACAGCUUUCUUCGGCACAGGGAACAUAGCCUCCAUUAACAGUUUUGACCCAGCAUCCGUUUAUUGUUUCCUGACUGUGUUCAACCCCUUCAUCAUGGGAGGACUGAUGAUGUGGAAGGUGAUCAUUCCAUUCAUCAUAGUAAUGUGCACAUUUGAGACCAUCCAAGUCGUAACACAGCUUUCAUCAAGAAGUUUGUUCCUCAUAGUCCUGGUCAUCUCCGACCUGAUGGCUCUGCACUUUUUCUUCCUGGUGCAGGACUACGGCAGCUGGUUGGACAUUGGCACAAGCAUCAGCCACUAUGUGAUAGUGAUGUCAAUGACCAUCUUCCUGAUGCUGCUAAGUGUGGUCACACACAUCCUCACCUCUCAAAGACUCAUCCUGUGGAGGAGACACAAGUCACACUUCACUUGAAUUAGCAUAUGCUGUCUAGUGCACUUAUACACACACACACACACACACACACACACACACACA
This is a messenger RNA of Paralichthys olivaceus (Japanese flounder), 3166 nucleotides long. NCBI's taxonomy places the organism in Eukaryota, Metazoa, Chordata, Actinopteri, Pleuronectiformes, Paralichthyidae. The record is from RefSeq and is a predicted model, not a curated record.